Physcomitrium patens is the source of this 2220-nucleotide messenger RNA. RefSeq names its product bifunctional nuclease 2. The record is from RefSeq and is a predicted model, not a curated record. Gene Ontology annotation, biological process: protein ubiquitination. Gene Ontology annotation, cellular component: VCB complex; nucleus. Gene Ontology annotation, molecular function: nuclease activity. NCBI's taxonomy places the organism in Eukaryota, Viridiplantae, Streptophyta, Bryopsida, Funariales, Funariaceae.
AUGGUGCGGCAGAUUAGACUCUUUCCGCAAAGUAUGUUUGUCCAAGGAUGGAGUAGUUUAGAUUCCCGGCCAGGCUGCAUUCCCGACGUCGCACACCUGAUUCGGACGAUGUGGUACGAGUCAGGUGUGCAUCGUACCGGUCCACGAUGCACCAUACUUGUGGAUUAAUUAGUUAAUUACCUGUGAUAUUGAAUGUGGAUUAAAUUGCUCUGCGCGUUGCUCUGAAUUCAUAGCACGAGCUCCGGCGCUGCUCGGCCCUGGCCAUCUCGCCACGAGCUUCUCGAAUUCCAGCUCGAUAAGUUCUGCCACGCUGCUGUAAUUGUUGGAAUUCGAUAUAAAUACAACCAUCGUCCAGGGUCAGGACGAAAAGUAGACGAAUCGUCGGAAAUGAGACGAAUGGGAGCGUUCGUUCGUCGUAGCGGUGAAUAGGGGAGAGUGUCCACAUGCCUGCCAUGAAGGAGGGAGGGGGUCCUCGAGUCGUCGUCGGCGUUCACAGCAGGAAAUUUCAAUUCAUAAGCUCUCGUCGCGUAGACGUGGAGGCGAAUUUGCACGCCGUGGCCUUCGUCACCGUCGGAUCGAGGGAGAAAGGAAUAUUGGAUUUGGUUUAUGGAGACUCUGCGAGCCGUGCAUCAUGUGGUUGGCCUGAAGGCCGGCGGUGCGGGUGCAUCCCGAUUUGUGGUCAUGGGGUGCAAUUCGGCUCAGUUUUGGGGGUUAAGGAGUGUCGCGCAUGGGGUUUCGGGAAAUUUGAGGCACGAGCGGGCGGUGUGGAAGAGGAUCGGCGAGGUGCGGAGGGUUAAGAGGAGGGGUGCAUUUUAUGCGGCGUACGAGAGCUCGAGCGGUGGGAAUAGUCAUGUCGAAGAUGGAGGCAACGGCGGGGGUAACGGUACGAGCGAAUAUCUGGAAGCCCAGGUUAUGGACGCUGUGAGCAUGGUUCCAUUUCAUGGCAAGUUGCUCAUGACACUAGGAAACGGGAGAGAGAUGGAGGUUGAUCACAUCAAUCCUGCCAAGGGUCGAUUGCUUUACAAAUCCAGCACACCGACGAUCUUCUUGAAGGUCACGGAUGGGUCGAAUUUGAUGUUGCCAAUUGUAGUGGGCGAGGCGGCUGUGAGUAUGCUCAUGAGGGCGUUGCACGAUGAUGAACAUGUCGGUCGGCCAAAUUACUACGCUCUCAUGCGUGAUAUGGUGGAGACUCUGCGUUAUGAGCCGAGAAUGGUUAGGAUAACCGAUAGAGUUGUAGACACUUACUACGCCAGGAUCUAUAUGGGCAAGCCUGGUGAGGAUGACAUUGUGAGCGUGGAUGCAAGGCCGUCGGAUGCAAUCAACUACGCGGUACGUUGCAAGAUUCCGAUUUAUGUGAAUAGCAGCAUCAUUAAGGCGGAUGCUGUGCGGCCUGUGACGGAGGUUGAGCUCACUAAGAGGAUAGAGCUCUAUUUACCGAGGAAAAGAAACCUUAUUUUGAGAGAACCUUUUUCUUCGUAUCAACCAGAUGUUUUCCAAGAUGAGAUGGCUAUGGUGGUCUGCAUGCUCGUUGCUGCUCAGCAGGAGCGCUAUGCUGAUGCAAUUCGAUGGAGAGACGAACUUGCGAGACUUCGUGCAGAUUUCAAGGGAAAGCUGCAGCGAUUUUAAUUGUCUAUUUGGAGCAAGCCUACGGGAGGCUAAUUCUUGCUAAUAUUUGCUCUCAUGUAUAGAACUUCCAGUUUGAUUUACAUAUAGAUCUUGUCAUGUUAGGAUAAUUCGUGUGAAUAAUGUGAAACGAAAGGCGACAGAAAACCUAAACCAAUUUUCUUGUAAUAUACGUCAAUUCGAAAACUGCUAGCUUCUCGUGCUCUGAUUCCCUUGUUUGUUUCACAUACAUGAUGAUCACCUGCGAACUUCGUUGACAGCUUCCUCAUAUUGUUUAAUUGUGGAAUGCUUUCUUCUAUCACCUCUUGGUGUUGGGGCUUCUGCUGUGCAGAUUCUACAUCCGGUACCCAGUAGACAUUUUUGUCUAGCAUCCAAGUAGAUACUUGCUGCAAUUUCUAGCUCGUUCCAACAUUCCCUGUUGCAACAGAAGACCCAAUCGAUCUUAUUUUUCAGCGAAGUAGAGUUUGUGAGCAUGGAACUUCUCAGACUCAUCUCUCGCUCUUUUUUCCCCAUUUUGUUUAUUCCUACUAGGCUUUCACGUAACCCUAGUUUGUUCUGGAUAUAAUAAUUGAAGAAUUUGCGGCAUUUGUUGUUUUU